AUGGCUUUAUUUCUUCAUCUUCGUUUGCGCCACAAAGAUAGUCGUCGCGUGUUGCUCGAUUUUGCGAAACAUCUCUUAAAAUUUAUCCCAUCUCAAAAAAAAUUGAAAGAUUGUGAGAAUUUUGGGCAACAAAAAUUCGCGAAGAAGGAAGCGAACGAACGUAAGAUGUCUUCCGCCAGAUCCUCCGCCCGGGAACUCAGACGGCAUGUUCAAAAAACUUAUCUGCGUCGGGACGGGGGAAUGACCACUCUGGGUCUUCUUCUCAAAGAAGAAGGAAUUGUGAUUGCUGCUGAUCAUCCAUACGACGCCGAACCCAACAUUUUUCAACUGAAUCAUUGCAUGGUGGCCACCAUUUCCGGAGGAAAAGACAGAGGAAGAGACACUUCGUCGUUCACAUCUCUGAUCACAUCUCUGCAACAUCGGGCUCGACAUGUAACUUUGGUUAAGGAUCUGGUGGACUGGCUGGCUAGCACUAUUUCAGCUGAGAAAGAGUAUUAUUCGUCAGUAGGAAUACUUAUUGCCGUGUGGAACGAAUCGGAGCGUGCUCUGUAUAAAGUGAAUGGUAAUGGGGUAAUUACUAAAAAUGAUGUACUUGCUACUGGAUCUGGUUCAAAAGUAACAAUCUUUGUGAAACAGAAGAACAGAUUCAUAGAGUCUGGAAUGUCUAUACCCGAUGCCAAAGACCUUGCCAGAAGGGCUAUUUGCAUUGUUGCAUAUGAGGCUCCUCAUUAUGGGGAUUUUGUUAGUGUUUGGCACCUCGGAAGUGAGGGCUUCCAAAUGCUCCUUAAGGAGGAUAUGGAAGAAUUUCAUAGCCACCUGCCUUGUACGGCCAGGACCCAGGUUAUUGGAGAAGGAUGGUGA
This is a messenger RNA of Striga hermonthica, 861 nucleotides long. NCBI's taxonomy places the organism in Eukaryota, Viridiplantae, Streptophyta, Magnoliopsida, Lamiales, Orobanchaceae. The record is from the annotation of a GenBank genome assembly.